Chironomus riparius is the source of this 4386-nucleotide messenger RNA. NCBI's taxonomy places the organism in Eukaryota, Metazoa, Arthropoda, Insecta, Diptera, Chironomidae. The record is from the annotation of a GenBank genome assembly.
AUGUCAAAGCAAAUAAUUAUUAAUUCUACAUCGAAUUUAAAUCAACUCCUGGAAAUUGACGAGCAUGAAUAUCAAAAUAAACAAAGCAUUAAUCAACUUCAAAUAAGUGACGUACCAUCGUUAAAUAAUGGAAUUGAGCUACUCACUCAGGAAUAUUUUAAAUCUAAAAUAACAUCAUAUCCAAAUUUAAUUGGUGUGAUCUUGAAGAUUAAUGAGGAAAUUAGUGAAAAGUUGAAUAAUGAUCAGCAAUUCUACAACAUUUGGAAUAAACCAUCAUUUUUUAUUGCAUUUCAAUCAACUUUUGGCGAUCAUUGUUGCAAAAUCUUUUGGAAAAUUCCUGAAAACGAAUCAUUUUAUUCACUUUUGAUUGAUGACGAUACAAAUGAAGAUGUUUCUUUAUUUUUUCGAGAUUUUCUUGAAGGAGAACUAAAGGAUGGACGAUCAGGAAUUUUAAAACCUUUUCAAGUAAAAGGCAAAAUAAGGAUUCAAGAAGUUGGUGAUGAAAUGGGUAGAAGUCUUCUAGAUCUUGCAGUUCUAAGGAAUCAACAAACAGUCACUGAAAGAUUAAUGAGACAUGAAUUUUACACAAGUGAGGCAAUCAAUCAUGCAUGGACAAACUACAUAGAAAAUGACAAAGAAAUGAUUAAAAAUACAGCAAAUGAAAUAAUUUUGAUACUUUUGAAAUCAAAUUCAACAAUUCCGAAUGAUUUUAACUAUGAACAAGCAUCCCAAAAAGUUCAGGAAUUUGUAGACUAUUGUGAGGAUAUCCAUGAAGAUGUGAAUGAAAACAAAUUUGAGAAUUUAAACACAAAACUUGAUAAAUAUCCAAACAUGAUUUAUUUUUACAAUAGGAACAAUCAAUCACUUCUAGCACAUGCUUUUAAAAAUAGGAACUAUGAUAUCCUGAAGUAUCUUGAAAGAGGCAUUACAAUCGGACCACAUGAAGAUAUUAAAGAUGUCUACAAAAAUGUAAUUUCAGAUAACAUUGCAAAUUCUUUAAGAACCACAAAUAGGCAAAAUUCAAAUGAAAAUCCAGAAAGUCAUCUUUUGUCGUUAAGAUUCAAGUCCAGGAUUGGCAACAACGAUCAAUAUUCACACCAAAAGUGGAGAUAUGUGAACGAAGCAUUUGAAAACAUAAAUGCCAAUAAAUAUUGCUCAUUGAUUUUAAAAGUGACUGCUGAAUGUAAGAAAUUAAGAAUUUUCUUUGAUUUUAGGCAUGACUCAACUUAUUACAUGGAUCCAGCAACCUCUAUUUUUUCACGAGGAAUCAUUUAUGAAGGUGGAUCAAUUUUUAUUGGUGCAAAGAAUUUAAUUGACGAUCAGAAGAAGUUUGAAGUGUUUGGAGUGCUUAUUCAUGAACUAUGUCAUCUUGCUAUCUACAUGACAUUCAUGAACCGGAACUUUGAUCCAUUUUCGCUCGGAAAAAGUAAAGAAAAGAAAAGAUUUCACAAUAAAGUCAUGAAUCAAUGCAAAGAUAAGCAAGAUUGUGAGACACUCGUUAAGAAUGUGCUGAGCUGCUAUUCAGAGAGCAUUCAAUGCUCUGAAAUGAUCGUUGUUGCUCCUCAAUUGAUGAUCACGUACCAAAAUGACACAGAAAGGGUUGAAGAUCUUAGAAAGCUUUUCAGUGAACUUUUUAAAUACAGCGAAGAAGUUGUUGAACCAGAAUUGGAGAGAGCUUUGCCUGUUUUGAAAUCGUUAUGGGAUGAAAAGCCAGUGACUUUCAAAGAUUUGACAAAACCAAUGAAGGCUAAGAUCUGGCAUGCAGAAAUCAAUUUUCAAGGAGUAGAAACUACAUUUUAUCAGCUGAUAGGAAGUGAUCAGGAAAUUUUAGAAGUGCUUUUAUUUGAGGAUAUUGUAGAUAUAUUAUUAAAGAACUUAGUCAGCGAAAUUGGGGAAACCUGUGAAUUAGACUUAAAGUAUGAGUUGUCAGAAAGAAGCUUCAUCAACCGAGACAUCGAGGCGAAAUUAAGAAAAUUGAUGCCUUUAAGCUAUAAGCAGGAAUUAGAUAAAUACUCAAUGAACUUCGAAGAAAUCGAAAUUGAAGCAAGAUCUAAGCAAAUUAUGAUUCUUGCCGAUUUUGCUGGAACUGGAAAGACAACAAUUUUCAAACACUACACAAAAAAGUUAAAGUCUAUUAAUGAAAACCAUUGGGUAUCCUUUAUAAAUCUAAGAAAAUGUCAAGAAGUUUUUGAAAUUUUUGAUAAAAUUUCAACUACUGAACAAGUUCUGAAGCUUCUGUUAAAAAUCCUCAAACCACAAUCACAAGUGGAAGUUAAAAUUUUCAUAAAAUUAUUUUUCGAUGGCAAUGUGAUUUUACUGCUUGAUGGAUUCGAUGAAAUCAGCCAGAAAUAUACUGCAACUCUUUUAAAAAUCUUCAAAAUCUGGAAAGAAAUGAAUUUAUCAAAUGAAUUGUGGAUCUCAACACGUCCACAUCAUGUUAAAGAAUUGGAAGAUUUUUUCGAUGUUUCAGCAUAUAAAUUUAAACCAUUUUUAGAACACGAAAGGAUGAAUUACAUUAAUGAAAUACUUAUUAAAAAUGACGUCAGUGAUGAUCAAGAAGAAAUUUAUAAAGAAAUAUCAAAAUUUAUUACAAAAUUAGAAAAGCAUUCAGUUGAUCUUCAAAGUGUUGAUAAUUCAUUAAUAAUCCAAAUGAUUACAGAACUCUACACUCAAAAAGCUAUCAAACUAGACACUAGUAGUCGUUAUGAACUUUAUUUGAUCAUGAUAAAGACUCAAAAGAAGAAAAAUGGAAUUAAAAUCCCCAACGAGGAUCGAGAUCGUUUAACAAAAUUAUCAAUCUGGGAAGUACAUCAAGUCUUAGCUUUAAUGGUGAUUUUUGGUACAGAUUUGGAAGAAAAACUUGGAUUUAAACUCAAUGAAAUGUCAUUAAUUAAGAAAUGGAAAAAAGUAUCCAAAGAUUGGACAUCAAAAAUGAUUCAACAAUAUGGAUUUGUGACUGUUGAUAUGGAUGCUCUUAAUAAUGAAGAAAAUGUUUCAGCAUCCAAAAAUAUUCCAGCAAAACAAUCAAAUAUAAAAUUCUCAACUCGAAGUCCAUUUCAAGACAGCCAACAUCAUCCCAUUAAAGAAGUACAACUCUCACUUAACAUUACAGUUAAAGCAAGUCCAAUAGAUUUUAUACAUAGAACAUAUGCAGAAUUCUUUGUUGCACAGUUCAUGAUUGAUUUCAUAUUCAAUGACAAUGGUGACAUGAAAGAAGAAGCAAUUCAGAGAAAGUUUAAGUUGUUUGAGGCAAUCAUGAGAGAUACCGAGAAGCUUAGUGUUGUGCAAGAGUUCAUUUUAAGUCAUAUCGAGAAUGAAGCUCAAGCUGAUGGCAAAGUCCUUGACGAGGAUGUUCAAAAGCUAAUUUUUGAGAAUAUCUUACAGAUUCAUAAGGAUUUUAAAGUAUUAAAUGAUUCCGAUGCUCAAAAAAUGUGCAAAUAUUUCAAAAACUAUGCAACUCUUGCCUGUGUUUGUCCUGAAAUUGUGGAAGUGCUUUGGAAAUUUGAAGAUUCUGGAAAUUUUCUUAAUUUUUUGAUUCGUAAAUUUUCAGCGUCUUCAAAAACUAAUAUUGAGUGGAUCAUUAAGUCAGCUGAGCUAUGUUUUGGUUCAAACUGGAAUGAAAAGUUCAAUAGAAGUGACAAAGCUUUGAUCACAGACGAAGAAAUUGAAAAAUUCAAACUGGAAAAUGCGGAUGAACAAAAAUGGGAUUGUGAUAAAAACAUGCUGCAAAUCAGCGAUCUUGUGGAUAAAAAUUUCGAAAGUGACGUAAUUUAUGGAUUUUAUAAGGCAUUGGAUAUGUCGCUGAUCGCAAACUUCAAUAUUUUCAAAGAAAUAUCUCAAAAAGUUAAGAAUUUGAUAAAUCAAGAAGCAUUCGCAAGAAAAUGCUUCAAAGAACUGAAUUUUGAUGAAGCUUCAAAGGAAAUUGUUGGUUAUGUUUUGAAUAUUAUCCAUUCUUAUUUUGUUGAUGACCCAGAGACACUUAGAUGCUUUCUGUUUAAGAAUUCACCAAACAAAUGUCCAGCAUUAGUUCAAUCAUUUUCUUCAAGAGAUCCUGAAGUAUUCAGACUUGUUAAGAAUUUUUACUUGAACUAUAAAAUUCAAAAUUCAUGGAAAGAAAUCCAAGACAUUAUUUUAGACAACAUGGGAAUCAUUCAACUCAUCAACGGAGUCAAUUCUCAAUUUUAUUCUGAUUUCAGAGACUUUAUUAAGGAAGUAUUUAGAUCAAAUAAUUUAAGAAUUGAAGAUGAAUUGAAGAAUUAUUUUUCUGAUAAAAAGUUUUUUGAGUUUCAAGUGAAACUUUUUAAAAAUUUAGAAGAUUUUUGUUCGACAAUCUGUCCAACAUUAACUGUGGAUUGGUUUAAGAGGAAAUGUGAUAAAGAUUUUUAA